Messenger RNA from Ascochyta rabiei, 594 nucleotides. RefSeq lists its product as uncharacterized. The transcript is spliced from 3 exons. Lineage: Eukaryota; Fungi; Ascomycota; Dothideomycetes; Pleosporales; Didymellaceae. The record is from RefSeq and is a predicted model, not a curated record. The coding region runs from base 1 to 594 and encodes 197 amino acids.
AUGGAGACCACAACUCAGACACAGGCUCAACAAAGCUACUCGGCAGGUGCCGAAGUGGACAUUGCCAACCACCCGACAGCGCAAAAGCUCCUCCAGCGCUAUCAGGAUUUUUUUGCUCAAGUGGAGAAUCUAACCCCAGGCAAAGACCUCGAGACUUGUCUAAAUGCACGCUACGGCCCCGGAAAUGCCCUAUACGAAGACCUUUGCACCUUGACUCGCAAAGGGCUGCAAGAAGGAUGGGUGGCCAAUAUUGACAUUCAAGGGCGAGAUUACAGACGCUCGAAGAUUUCCUUCCCCAAGGAAGAGACACGCUUCUUCUCGAUAACAACAGUAUACAUAAACUCCCAAGACGUUUUUUCAGGGCAGUACCACUCACACCCAUAUGGCGAGAUCAACUGCGUAGUGCAGAUUGAUGAGAGUGCCGAAUUGAAGGGGAUGCAGGGGUGGCAAGGGGCAGGGUGGACAAGUCCAGGACCGGGAACGCAUCACUACCCACAGGUCCGUGGCGGUGCUUUGGUAGCAUUGUUUUUCUUGCCUGCUGGGAGGAUUAGCUAUACAGCAAAGCCAGAGGAUGCUCAACCAGUGAGCCUGUAA